This is a messenger RNA of Alosa alosa (allis shad), 1361 nucleotides long. It is a transcript of the gene vps26b, whose product is annotated as VPS26, retromer complex component B. Gene Ontology annotation, cellular component: endosome; retromer complex. Lineage: Eukaryota; Metazoa; Chordata; Actinopteri; Clupeiformes; Clupeidae. The record is from RefSeq and is a predicted model, not a curated record. The coding region runs from base 114 to 1124 and encodes 336 amino acids. Gene Ontology annotation, biological process: intracellular protein transport; retrograde transport, endosome to Golgi. The transcript is spliced from 7 exons.
UAAACUGAAUACGCACUCACUUCACAUCGGUGGGUUGGAUACUGGCAGCUGACAAGUUUAUAAAUACAAUCGGUGUUCUGUGAAACAAAAUAAAGGUGAAAUAGUUCUCCGUUAUGAGUUUCUUCGGCUUCGGACAGAGUGCUGAGGUAGAUAUUGUUCUAAAUGACGCCGAAACGAGAAAGAAAGCAGAGCACAAGACCGAGGAUGGGAAGAAGGACAAAUAUUUUCUCUUCUACGACGGAGAGACAGUGAGCGGAAAAGUGAACGUCACUCUCAAAAAUCCAGGAAAAAGACUCGAGCACUAUGGUAUCAAAAUCGAGUUUAUUGGACAAAUAGAGUUGUACUAUGACAGGGGAAACCAUCACGAGUUUGUGUCGUUGGUGAAAGAUCUCGCCAGACCUGGUGAACUGUCGCACUCGCAGUCGUUUGACUUUGAGUUCACUCACGUGGAGAAGCCGUAUGAAACCUACACUGGCCAGAACGUCAAGCUGAGGUAUUUCCUGCGUGCCACCAUCAGCAGAAGACUGAAUGACGUCAGUAAGGAGAUGGACAUUGUGGUGCACACGCUCAGUACGUACCCUGAGCUCAACUCCUCCAUCAAGAUGGAGGUGGGCAUCGAAGACUGCCUCCACAUCGAGUUUGAGUACAACAAGUCCAAGUAUCACCUGAAGGAUGUGAUUGUGGGGAAGAUCUACUUCCUGCUAGUGAGAAUAAAGAUCAAGCACAUGGAGAUUGACAUCAUCAAGCGGGAAACCACGGGAACGGGACCCAGCGUGUAUCAUGAGAACGACACCAUCGCCAAAUAUGAGAUUAUGGAUGGCGCACCUGUCCGAGGAGAAUCGAUUCCCAUCCGAUUAUUCCUGGCAGGAUAUGAGAUGACUCCCACCAUGAGGGACAUCAACAAGAAGUUUUCCGUUCGCUACUACCUCAACCUGGUGCUCAUCGACGAGGAGGAGAGACGCUACUUCAAGCAGCAGGAGAUCACCCUCUGGAGGAAAGGUGACAUCGUCCGGAGAAGUAUGUCCCAGCAGGCCACCAUAGCCUCACAGAGAUUCGAGGGCUCAGACCGCUCCAGCUCAGAGAAAGUGCCGGAACCGAAAGAGGAGAAGGAGGACAGCAGCUAGGCGAGGAGCAGGCGCCCGAGAGAGAGAGAGAGAGAGAGGUCUCGGUGGCCAGUCGGGCAGCCUCAUCUCAGCUAACGUCGUCACUGUCCUGGUAGCUUCCAGUUUUGUGUAAUUCUAGCUGCUUCAAAAGGGAUCAGAGAAAAUCAGUCACAGCCCCACAUAACAGCUCACUCCUGAAAGGCUCUGAAGUCACACUGCGGGACCAGAGCCGGCCUGGAGUGAGCUGUUAUAGGGGGC